UGCAGUGAAGAUGGUAGGGCGCUUGGUUUCCAAAGAGAAGCUAUGAAUACCGCAACUGACGUUCUCUGUGCCUGGUGCUAACCGCCGUGGAUACCUGUUGAGUUGAGUCUAACCGCCGCGUACACUGGGAAGAGGGUAUGUUCUCAAUGGAUUUCUACCUUCCUGCGAUUAAUUCUCGCAGUUAUCGUUGUUGCGGUCGCUCCAGCUGUGUCUCGGUUUUUUCUGUUGGCGCUGCUCCUUCUCCGCCUCUGAGGCUGUUUGGCUGUGAGUGCAGAAGCGUGUGGGCUUUUUCUUUGGUUUUUGUGUGCGUUACCAAGGAAGCAGCCCACCGAGCUGCGCUGCCCGCGGGAAAAUCAAGAUUGUUAAGCGUAGGGGGAAGCUUCUGUGCGUAGCGGUGCGGUUCAUAUUGAAGUGUCUACAGCGAUGUUCAAACAUUCAGGUAUCGAAUUACAAGUAUUGAGAGUCGGUUCUUCUUGUAGACUAACUGCUCUGGUGGA
Williopsis jadinii is the source of this 497-nucleotide messenger RNA. RefSeq lists its product as uncharacterized. The transcript has a single exon. The coding region runs from base 138 to 392 and encodes 84 amino acids. The record is from RefSeq and is a predicted model, not a curated record. NCBI's taxonomy places the organism in Eukaryota, Fungi, Ascomycota, Saccharomycetes, Phaffomycetales, Wickerhamomycetaceae.